Messenger RNA from Daktulosphaira vitifoliae (grape phylloxera), 6717 nucleotides. RefSeq names its product HEAT repeat-containing protein 5B. The transcript is spliced from 38 exons. NCBI's taxonomy places the organism in Eukaryota, Metazoa, Arthropoda, Insecta, Hemiptera, Phylloxeridae. The record is from RefSeq and is a predicted model, not a curated record. Gene Ontology annotation, biological process: retrograde transport, endosome to Golgi; endocytosis; intracellular protein localization. The coding region runs from base 279 to 6398 and encodes 2039 amino acids. Gene Ontology annotation, cellular component: endocytic vesicle; Golgi apparatus; membrane.
AUCUGUUCCCUACUUAUUUCCUUUAUAUGUGUUUAUCAUUCUGUAUGUUGAUACGUUUAUCAUUAUAGAAUUAAAAAAUAUAUAUAUCUGUAGAAAUUUUUCCAAAUGAAGUUAACAUAUUGUCCUGUAGAGUAAUGUAAUUUUUUUUAUAAUCAUAUCAUGUUAAUGAUAGUGUUUUGAAUUAACUUAUUGUCUGAUAUGUAAUCUACUAAGUUGUUGAUCAAUUUUCAAUAAAUAUAAUUUAGACAUAUAAUAUAUAUUAUUUCAAUUCAAUAGUUAUGGAGUUAAGUCAUAGCUUAUUAUUGAAUGAAGAUGCAUUAAAACAGCUAUCAGAAACUAAAAAACCUGUUUUUAUAUUCGAAUGGUUAAGGUUUUUGAAUAAAUCAUUAUUAACAUCCAAGAAAGGCGACAUUAAAGAUUAUCAAAAAAAAUUAGUUGAACAGUUGACUAAUUUAAUACAAGAAAAUCCAGGUCCUCCCACUAGAAUACUUAUUGCUAAAUGUUUAUCAACAUUAUUUAAUGUUGGUGAUACAUUCUUACUUUUCGAUACUGUCAAUAAAUGUAAUGAUAUAUUAAGAGUUAAGGAUGAUUCAUUAGCUUUUCUUGCCACUAAAUUAGGUGCUAUUACUUGUAUUGGCCACAUGUACAAAAAUUUGGGUAGGAUGAUGGGUCGAUCAUAUGAAGAAACUAUUUGUAUCUUAUUAAAAAAUCUUAAACAUGCAGAAUCACAAAUGCGAGUGGAAAUAAUUACUACAUUAGAAAAAAUAUGCACAGGUAUGGGAUGUGUGAUGGGGAAUAUUCACAAAGAUAUUUAUAAAGCAAUCAAACAUUAUUUAACAGACAGAGUAAUGGCUGUUCGCUCAGCAACAGCAAAAUGUAUAUUAGAAAUGGUGAAAUGUUCAAAUUUUUUUUAUACAGCAGAAUUAGAAAAUUUAACUAAUUUAUGUUUUCGAGCAUUUGAAAAUGCUAAUUAUGAAGUAAGAUGUUCAGUAGCCAAAUUAUUGGGAACUUUGACUGCUUUUACACAAAUUAAAUCUAAAGAACAGCAUUCAUCAUCUACUAGUAAAAAUUCCAAAAAUAUGUCCUUAGAUGAUGCAUUAGGUAUUUUAAUGAAUGGUUUCUUAAGAGGUGGUAUGGGAUUUUUAAAAGGAACUGGUGAAAUUAUUAAAGGAACUUCUGGCAGUCAUAGAGAAAUUAGAGUUGGUGUAACUUAUUCAUAUGUGGAAUUUGUUCAGACUUUAAAAAAUGACUGGUUGGAAAAAAAUUUGUUUGCAUUCAUGCGCCAUGUUUUAGACCUAGUUGUUAAUCCUAAGUCUGCAUCUUCUCAUGUUGAUGCUAUUUAUUCUAGAAAAUGUGUAAGUUUUAUAUUACGGAGUACUCUUGGGCAAAUGUUAGGUGAAAAAGCUCAAUCUUCUGCUUGUAAAGAAUUAGCUAUAAUAGUUAAAAAGCAAAUGACUUCAAUUGAUUUUAGUCCAGAAAACGCUAAAGAAUUUAACCAAGAAACUAUUUUUGGUCAACAUUUUCUUGUCUGUGCUUUACAAGAAAUAGGUUGUUUAUUACUUAAUAUGGGCACAAUAGCUGUAAAUCUUAUAUCAGACAAUACUUGUAAUGUAAUUGAAAUAGCUUUGUCUGUUUUGGUUCAUCCAAGUCAAGCAGCUCGGUUAUCAGCUGCUUGGUGCAUACAAUGUCUUUGUAUUGCUUUACCUAGCCAGUGCACUCUCUUAAUUGAUCGGUGCAUUGAAAAUAUUGAAAGCACUAGAGCUACAUCUGAAAUAAUAUCAGGAUAUAGUGCUGUUUUGGUUAGUAUACUUGGAAGUGUUAAUGUCUCUCCUUUGGGUAUUCCUCAUAUGAAAGGAAAAAUUAUUUUCAAUACUGCAGAAGAUUUAUUAAGAAGUGCUAGUCAAAAUAGCCGCCUAUCUUUAAGUAGAACUCAAGCUGGGUGGCUACUUAUUGGUGGUGUGAUGACAUUAGGCAUAAGUGUUGUUCGAGGUCUAUUACCUCGUAUGCUUCUUUUAUGGAGAAACUCAUUUCCAAGAUCAUCUAAAGAACUUGAUUCUGAAAAAGCUCGAGGUGAUGCAUUUACAUGGCAGCUGACACUGGAAGGUCGUGCUGGUGCUAUGUCAUCUAUAUAUAGUUUUUUGUACAACUGUAAUGAUUUAGUUACUGAAGAUAUUAUAAGGAGACUAUUAACUCCUAUAGAAUCUGCAUUGGCUAUGUUAAUAAAUAUGACAUCAGUUGUCAAAAAUUGUGGUCAACAUUUAAAAGCUCCUAUUGCAUUGGUAAGGUUACGAUUGUAUGAAACAUUAUCACUUAUUCCAGCUCAAGAUUUUGAAGCAUCAUAUACACAUAUUUUAAGACUAUUAGUUUCGGAGUUCACAUUAGCAGAAAAUCCUGCUAAUACUGUGACGUCAAAAUUAAGAUAUUUAUGUCAAAAUGAAGAAAGUGUGCUAUUAGGUCUAUGUCCCGUACAACACUCCCACCAUCAAACAAUUGAAGACCAGGUGGAUUGUUCAAAAAAAAUUGACAAUGAUUAUCUAAUUCAGAAUAAUGCAAUAGGAUCUGGAGCCUUAGAACAUGAUCCCAGAUGCUUAUAUCUUUCAGUGUCUAAAGAUAAUAUAGUUCCCAGUCCUUUGCCUUUAGGUGUAUCAGUUAUUGAUGCUUCUAUUACAUUGUUUGGUUUAAUUUUUCCCCGAGUUGCUAAUAAGCAUAGAAUUCAAAUGAUUGAUCAUUUUGCUGAUCAAAUAAAAUAUUCAAAGUCAUGUCGUUGUGAUGUUAUUUCUAUCAAUAUAUUUGCCUCAUUAUUGUCUGGUUUCAAAGUUCUUUCGGAUACAAAAGCAACUAUAGCACAUGAAGAAAUUAAAACUACAACAUCUUCAUUAAUAAUGAGUACAUUGACUAAUAGCAACACUAUUCUUCGAGUUGCAGCUGCUGAAUGUGUGGGGCGUAUGGCUCAAGCUGUUUCAGAUUCUCGAUUUACUGCUAUGCUUGCUCAAACUAGUUUUGAUCGUCUUAGAUGUGCUAGAGAUGUUCCGAGUCGUACUGGUCAUUCAUUAGCUUUAGGUUUUCUUCAUAAACAUGUUGGAGGUAUGGGAUCUUCACAUCAUUUAAAUACCAGUGUUAGCAUCUUACUUGCGUUAGCUCAAGAUACCACAUCACCUAUAGUUCAAGUUUGGUCUUUACAUGCCUUAUCACUUAUAGCAAAUUCUGGUGGGCCAAUGUUUAGAGGAUAUGUUGAGCCUUCUUUAUCAUUGGCUUUGAAACUUUUAUUGAUAGUUCCCCAUCACCAUGCAGAUGUUCAUCAAUGUAUUGGCAAGCUGAUUUCUGCUUUAAUUACAACUAUUGGACCAGAAUUACAAGGCAAUUCUGCAUCAAUCACAACUGCAAGGUCAUCGUUUUUAUGUGCCUGUGCUAUUAUGCAAGAUCAUGAGGAUCCUUUAGUUCAAGCUGAGUCAACAGUAUGUCUACAAGAACUGCAUUUAUUUACACCAAAGCAUGUUAAUCUUACUGCAUUAGUAUGGACUUUAUGUCAAAAUCUUUCAAAUAGUCAUUUACUUUUAAGAAAAGCAGCUGUCUCAUGUUUACGUCAGUUAUCUCAACGAGAAGCGAGAGAAGUCUGUGAAAUAGCUGAUUCAUUUCUGAAUUCACAUGAUAAUGAUAAUACUGAAGGUUUCUUCAUUACUGAAUCUGGUCUUCCUGGUGUAUUAUUUAACAUGCUUGAUACAGAAAUGGAUAGUCAACUUAUAGAAGAUAUUCACGAUACUUUGAUUAGUAUGCUUCAAAUUUUAGCAGUAGAUAAUCUUACAAAAUGGAUAAACUUAUGUAAAUCUGUGUUGGCUGUUUCCUCAGAUUUAAAUAUUAAAGAAACAGAGAAGUUUGAAGGAAAUAUACUAAAUGAUGAUGACGAAACAGGAGAUGAUCAUGACGAAUUUCAAAUGAAUAGCAAAGAUGAAGCUUCUGCCAAAAGAAAACAACAACCUUGCUGGUCUACUAAAGUAUUUGCAAUUCAGUGUAUGUGCCGUAUUAUAUCUACAUGUUAUAGAGACCAAAAUUCUGCACCACAUUUUAAUCUGUCAUUAGCCAAAGAAUUAUUGAUCACUAACAAUAAAGGUGAUUAUUUAAUUCUUCAUUUGUCAGAUUUGAUAAGAAUGGCAUUCAUGGCAGCUACAAGUGAUAGUGAUCAACUACGUUUAGAAGGGUUUCAAACCCUCAAUGAAAUUAUAGAAAAAUUUGGGAAAGUUGCAGAACCAGAAUUUCCUGGACAUUUAUUAUUAGAACAAUUUCAGGCACAAGUUAGUGCAGCUUUACGCCCUGCUUUUUCAGAAGAUACAUCAAGUCAUGUUACAGCUGCUGCAUGUCAAGUUUGUGGAACAUGGAUUGGCAGUGGAGUUGCUCGUAAUAUUAAUGAUUUAAAGAGAGUAUACCAUUUGUUAGUUACAUCAUUAACAAAACUAAAACCAGGAGUACAUAUGAAUUUGAAUAAUCAAUAUAAUGAAAGUAUUGUAACAUUUGAGUGCUUAGCAAUUCUUAAAUCAUGGUCCCAAAUUUACAUAAUUGCUAUGAUUAAUAGUGGUAUGGCUCCAGGAAAUUUUAGUGCAAUAGAGUUUUCCAAAGCCAUUGAAAUAUGUGAUGAUUUUUCCAAAUUUGAGAGUCAAAAUGAUAGUUUAUUAAAUUUAAUAAAUCCAGAACUAAGCUUAUUGUCAAAACAUUGGCAUGCUGCUCUUAAAGAUCAUGCUCUUCUAUUAUUACCUAGUGAAUUUAGCAGUCAACUUCCUCAUGAAGGUGGAGCUUUUUAUACUUCAAGUACUAUUGAUAGUAGUCGUAAUUACUACAAAAACUCUUGGCCUCCAAUUUUGUAUGCGUUAUCUCUAUGGAUGAAUUCUAAUGAUUUCAAAGAAAGGAAUGAAAACCUCGAUAAAGAAUUACAAGACAAGUUUCAUCUCAUAUUUGGUGUAUGUACAGAAGCCAUAUGUAAUCAGCGCACAUUAGAAAAUAUUGACAACCUUAAAAUUUGUUUAAAAUCAUUGUACACAAUUUUAGACUCUAUGGUUGCACGUCAAAUUUUAAUGAAAAACCAAAUAUUGGGAAUUGAAACUAUGAAUAUUAUGCAUAAGUUACUGUUAACUAAUGAUAAUAUUAAAGUUCAACAAAUAGUUAUGGAUGUAGUGCAACAGAUUGUUAAAGCUACAAAAGAGGACUUAGAAAACAAAAUGAAAAAUAGUAAUGACCAUUCUGCAAUUAAACAAGAAGUUUUUUGGGAUGAUGGGAGCAAUGAUGGAAUCAUAAAACAUAAAAAAUGUAUAGUAUUUGCUACUCUUGAAGUUUGUUUGUGUCUUAUUGUUCGACAGAUACCAGAUUUGAAUCCAACUCCUAUUGUUACAAAUUCUACUAGAAAAUUACAUACUAAUAAUAUAAAUCACAAAAUUAUUGCUACAACACUAAAAAUAAUGGCUCAACUACCAUCACUUUGUUCACCUAAAGGAGGUGUUCAAAUUCUUCCUACAAUUGCAUACCUCACAACGAAUAUUUUAAAAGAAGUUGAAGAGACUACCAAUGAAACUUCUAAACAUGAAGUAUCAGUUUCAGCUGUGUUAGAUGUAUUUUAUGAAAUUUGUAAACAUCCAUUUGGUUAUAAUGAAACUACUGCGAGUCAAUGGAGAUCAUUAUUACAGAGUACAGUUGCUAAGCUAAUUGACAUGUCAAAAACUGGCGACAAAGAAAAAAAAAUUAAUGAAAAAACAAUGAUGUCAAUCAUUUCUAUAUUUACACUACAUUCUCCUCCUGAUGUCAUGAAUGCUCAAAAUAUUUUAUACCCUUGCAUUAAUUAUUGUUUACAAUGCAUUAGAAGUGAUAGUAUUCAAGUGAAGAUUAAUUGUAUUCAAUUUCUUAAGGCUGUAUAUGAACAUAAAGAUAAAUAUAUUGGAACUGGUUAUAUUCAAGCAUUAGCACCACGUGUUGUUGAAUUAUUGCUUGAAAAAAUUUCAACACCUUUAUUAGAACAUCAAUUUGUUUUAAUUUGUGAAUCAAUUAGUUGUUUAGAGAGCUUAGUUCAAUUAGCUCCUUCUAAACAUAGAAUUCAAAUGUUAACAUUAUUAGUACCAGUUCUAAUUAAUUAUUUAGUCGAUUCAGAAUGUUUAAAAUAUAAUUCAUCUACUAAAAACCAAUUUAAAUUACAUGAAUUUAGUAUACAAUGUUUACUUAAAAUCGGUCCUCUUUAUCCCCAGGAAUUUAAAUUAAUUAUAUCACAAAAUAACAAACUUCGAAUUAAAUUAGAAAAUUCUAUAAAAUCUAAUAAAACUAUGCAACAACAUUAUAAUUCCAACUCUCAAACAUCACAAAACUUGAAUAAAUCAAUGCAACCAUCAAUCAAACUGAAGAUGGAUUUCACAAAUUUUAACUAAAAGAAUAACACGCAGUGGAACGAAGUAUUUAAUUAUUUCACACCAAUUUUAAAGUGAGGGAUUACAACAGAGGGGUUUUUAAAAAUGAUGUUGUUAAAUCCAUUCAAUACACCCUCUAGAAUUGUUUCAUUAAAUGAAAAAAUAACUUAUACAAAAUUUAGUUGAAAUCGAAUGACGCUAACAUGUGCUGCAAGAAGAUUGAAAAUUUCACUGUGUGAUUUUUCGAUUUACGUCACCUAAAUUACAAACUGUGCUAUCAACAGAAAAAUUUAUAGAGCUUAAUUUAUAGAACUAAAUGUUUACGUAAAAAUAUUAUUAG